Necator americanus (New World hookworm) is the source of this 210-nucleotide messenger RNA. RefSeq lists its product as uncharacterized. Bases 1 to 210 code for a protein of 69 amino acids. Lineage: Eukaryota; Metazoa; Nematoda; Chromadorea; Rhabditida; Ancylostomatidae. The transcript is spliced from 2 exons. The record is from RefSeq and is a predicted model, not a curated record.
AUGUCUCAGCCUCCUGGCUUCUUCUGUGGUAACCACAGCCAGCUCAACGACAGUGUACUAAAGCUCUGCUCCGACCACUUCCUAGGACAUGUUCUCAUCCAUUACCCGAAUGACAUCCCAACUACAUUUCCGAUAAUGAGGUGGUUGAAAAAGGAUCGCAUGCGCUUCAUGGAAUGUCGUUGCGAUUGCAGACGGAUUUUCAAGGAAUGA